This is a messenger RNA of Manduca sexta (tobacco hornworm), 483 nucleotides long. RefSeq lists its product as uncharacterized. The transcript is spliced from 4 exons. The record is from RefSeq and is a predicted model, not a curated record. Lineage: Eukaryota; Metazoa; Arthropoda; Insecta; Lepidoptera; Sphingidae. Bases 53 to 424 code for a protein of 123 amino acids.
UUGUCUCUGCAUUAAUCUAAAAUGUGGUACUAUUUUAAUAGCCAUAUUAGGAAUGUUCAGUGUCGGCAUCGGAGCGGCGCGGUUACUCACACACGACUGUCUCGCGGCCGAGCGUGGCACGUUGGCAAACGUGAUAAAAAUAUAUGCCUAUGCCGUAGCCGUGGUGCAAAUUUUAUUACUAAUCACCAGCAUUAUAUUAAUUAUAGGCGUCAUCAUAGGUAACCGGACUACGGCAACAUGGUUCAUAUAUGCUGGUUUCGCCGCUAUUAUUGUUUUAGUGAUUGGAGUUAUUCUUUUGAUCGUCAAUAGAUUAGUUAGCAGUCUCUGCCCAUUACCGCUCAUAGAAAUAAUUUCUUCUAUAGUGACGUGUUUAGUUUGGAUAUAUUUUAUAGCCGUAGUGAAAAGUUACCAAUCAGAAAUGUAGCCAGAGGAACGAACAUUAUUUGAGUUCAUAUUUUAAUAAUAGAUUUAUUAAAGUGUUUA